GAGAGGGAUCGAGUCAUCAGGACAGACUCAACCAUCCACAGACUGUGAAGUGCAAGUGCCACAAGGAGACUAUAUUCCUCUAAAAUAAUGGAUGGGACCAAGCCGGCCAUGGAGUCCAACGCGGAGGAGACGCAGGACGAGGGACAGGAGAGCAAAGGAUGCUUCGAGUGCUGCAUCAAGUGUCUGGGCGGGGUGCCCUACGCCUCGCUGGUGGCCACCAUCCUCUGCUUCUCGGGCGUGGCCCUGUUCUGCGGCUGCGGCCACGUGGCGCUGAGCGGCACCCUGACCAUGCUGGAGAACCACUUCUCCACGGUCACCACGGACCACGCCACCCUCGCCAUGGUGAUCCAGAUCUUUCAGUACAUCAUCUACGGCAUCGCCUCCUUCUUCUUCGUCUACGCCAUCCUCCUGCUGGCCGAGGGCUUCUACACCACCAGCGCCAUCAAGAAGGAGCUGCAGAGCGACUUCAAGACCACCGUCUGCGGACGCUGCAUCACGGCCUUCUUCAUGUUCCUGACCUACAUCCUCUUCCUGGCCUUCCUCGCCAUCUUCGGCUUCACGGCAAUACCAGUCUUCCUCUUCUUCAACAUGUGGACCACCUGCGCCGCCAUGAAGGCCCCCAACGCCAACAUCACCUCGCCCGACUCCAUCUGCGUGGACGUCAGGCAGUACGGUGUUAUUCCCUGGAACGCCACUCCGGGAAAAGCCUGCGGAGCCACUCUGGGAGACAUCUGCAACACCAGCGAGUUCUACCUGUCCUACCACCUCUACAUCGUGGCGUUCGCGGGCGCCGGCGCCACCGUCAUCGCACUGAUCCACUACCUGAUGAUUCUGGGGGCCAACUGGGCCUACCUGAAGAGCGCCGUCUCCACGCACGAGUACCAGGACAUCAAGACCAAGGACGACCAGGAUCUGGAGGCCGAGGCGCGCUCCAAGGAGGGCCAGAACUCCUCCUCCUACUCAUAAGGACAUUGUCUCCCGCCGCACCUCCACCCGGAACCUCCCCACCCCCUAAACUCCCACCUCUCACUCACCUGGCAACAACACAAACCCCCGCCCCCACUUCCCCGACUUCCCCAGAUCCUGCAUCCUCUUCCCCUCCACGAGGAGUCGCUGGCUCCCACCAGGCGGGCAAGGGGGGGGGACGGGGACGGGGAGGGGGGGAGCCGUGGCACCCCCAUACACCUCCCUCCCCCAAUGGAGGCAGGCGCUUUCGGAGCGGGAGCGCUGCGGGACGUCGGUUUUCGGAAGCUGCGAUGGGCCCUGAGCCCCGGCACCACCUCUCAAAAAAAAGAAAUAAAAAAAACAUUGUUUCACUGCUUCAGCCGCAGGCGAAGCCGGGCGGCGACCACCGUCCUCCAUCUUUUUUUUGGUGUUUUAUAUGCAUAUAUAUAUGGAUAUGAAUAUAUUGUGCGAAUGUGUACGAAUGUUGUUGUUUUUAAUACUCUCUGGAAAGUAUGACAGGUACUUUUACGACCUUCUUUACGCUCACUGGGUUGGUUGUUCCACCCCCCCCCCCUCCCCCCCUCACCUUAUUCUCCAUUUUGGACUUUUUUAUGGCCAACGUUCAAUACGUGGUUGCACUGUUACCAAUCAAAAAUAUUAAGCAGAAAGCCCCCCACCCCCCACUCAAUACUGAAAUCACGUGGUUUCUAAGAUUAUCAUUGUGCAUUUAAUUCAUCUGCUGAGAGACGUGUAGCAGCCUCCUAACAAGGGAAUAUUUGGGGGAAAUAUGCUUAUUUGCUGUCACGUCAAAGAUGAGACCAAGCUCUAAAAACAGAACACUGUAUGAUGAAACAUCACCAGCGGCAUCAGAGAUGAAUCCAUUCAACACACACCUCAGGAAUCAAAGCCAAUCUGAUUCCAGUCAGUCGUGUUCCUUUUCCAAAAAUCCGACCAUCUAAACACAAACCGCCGUCCUGCGCGAAUUAUACAGUAAAAAGCCGUGUUUCUAGCUUUUUUUUUUUAAUUCCCCCUUUUCACCUGUAGUGCACCUGUAAAUAUCUGAACCGCCCCCAAAGACCAGGAGUCCCACCUCGUCCCUGAAAGGUGGAGGACGCCAUCAGUGCUCCGCCACGGUCCUCUAGUCCUUGAUCCUUUUUUUCCACUCAUGUAAAUGUUCCCUUUUGAGACGUGUGUUCAGCACUCAAAUUACUAGUUCUGCAUUUGAUAUGAUAAUUGUAGUGUAACACCAUAAAUGAAAUGUCGUGAGAGGGAUGCAGUGCAGUUAUGAAAUGACGCGGUGGGUUCAGGUGCUUGUGACGUAUACAUUUAAAAAUGUGAUAAAAAAAAUAUAUAUGGAUUUUUAAUGUUUUAUCAGUUUUAGGCAGCUGAGUUCUUCUUGUGAUUCAGUAAUUAUGAUUUCAUGGACCUUUUUUUGUGCUUCAACAUGUGAGUUGAGAGAAAAAAAUGAACUUUUCUUUUUCUUUCCUUGAGUUCUUUUGACGUCUCGCGUCUCUCGUGAGCCACGGAGGCCGUUCUGGAUGUUUACACUCGGAAAUAAAAGUCAGGAAUUUUCAUACAUUGAUUUUAUAAUCAGAUUUUGCUUAAUAAUCAUGGACUAUAUUCUCUAUUGAUCAUCACUGGUUAGUUUACCCUAAAAAAAAACAAUGAAGAAGACAAAUAUUUGAACUCUGAUGAGAUGAAGCAUGUCAGUAUCGUCCAUGUGUGCAGCUGUCAUUUCUUUAUAAAAAAGGACUAUAUUGCCAUGUGUGUUAUGUUUGAUAAAUAUUCGUACUUUGCCACCAGGUUGAUGUAAAGGCAAACUUCAAUUUCCUGUGAGACGACGCGUGUCGGGGUGUUGUUGUUUCCUCGUUAUUUGCAUGAAGGAGACAUGACUGUGUCUUUGCAGUUUAUCAGGUGAUGUGUAGUCAAUCGUACUGACAACUAUGGUAGGCGGUGUUUCCCCCCCCCCACCUCCACCCGCCCUUUUCUAAAGAAAACUCCAUUGUACUUUGAUGGCAUUGUAGUCCCUGUAGUUGUUUCAUUAUGGUUUGGAUUUUUUAAGUUGGAAAUAGUUCUAUGACUCCUAUUUAGUGAUGAUUUUUGUAACCUUCUCUAGUAAAACCGAUAUUUUUUAUUAUCGUGA
Gasterosteus aculeatus aculeatus (three-spined stickleback) is the source of this 3088-nucleotide messenger RNA. Its product is annotated as neuronal membrane glycoprotein M6-b. Gene Ontology annotation, cellular component: plasma membrane; myelin sheath. NCBI's taxonomy places the organism in Eukaryota, Metazoa, Chordata, Actinopteri, Perciformes, Gasterosteidae. The record is from RefSeq and is a predicted model, not a curated record. Gene Ontology annotation, molecular function: structural constituent of myelin sheath. Gene Ontology annotation, biological process: axon development; central nervous system myelination.